AUCGAGAAGCCCUACUUAAGAUGACCGCUGCUCGCGGUACAGAGGGGCCUGAAGUCGAUCCCUUCGUCCCGCUUUGAUCUUUCGCCUCCUCCGAUGAGCCUUCGACUGACCCUCUUCGUUGCUCUGGUAGCCAGCGCCUGCAAUGCCUCAUUUCACGUUCACAGGCGGCAGACCGUCAAACCUGUGGUAGCCAGCACGACUCUGUACCCUUCACUCAACAUGCAAGGCCUGAAUCGGGACUCUUGCGUUUCCGUCGCCUGGGAGACGAACCAAGCUCUCUGGGUAUGCCGAGACACGCAGCAGCUGCAAUCCAACGGCAGCCCGGGUGUCGGCCUCAUAGCCAACACGGCAUCCUACUCCGGGCUCCCCUCUGACAAGUCAAACCCCCAGGCGCUGACGCUCACCUCCCCGCAAGGCUUCGGCUCGCUCUUCUACAAGCUCGAGGCGAGCGAAUGCCCGGACUUCGGUGCAUGCUCGGACGGCACGCGCUGGGUCGGCUGGCCCAACACCGGCCCGGUGGUGACGUUCAACUUCAACGGCGCGAUCUCUGCAUACCAGUUCCUCGCGCGCCAGAACCUGAAGGGGCUCUCUGUCACGAACACACCGGACUACUCGCUCUACCAUGUCACGUCGCAGACCGCAGACGCGAGCAAGAUCCCGACGACGAACAUGGAUAUCUCGGGCUUCUGGACCGGGAGCCAGGUCGGGUACGGCAACGACGCGAGCGUGGUCGCGAACGGGUACGCGUACCUGUAUGGCGCGACGCCGAGCGGCGGGCUGGCCGUCGCGAGGGCCGCGCUGACGGGCACGCUGGGCACGCUCGAGGACAGGAGCUUGUACCAGUUCUACGUCAAUGGCCAGUGGCAGACGGCCAUCCCGAACAAGAACGAUUCGGGCAUCACGCUCGCCAACACGCGGUCUGCCCAAGGCACCGUCUAUUUUUCCAAGAAGUGGAACUCCUUUGUGUGGAUUGGAGGCGACGGGUUCCCGAAUGCUAACUUCUAUAUCUCCACUGCGCCUAACCCUGAGGGCCCUUGGACGUCACCCACGCUUUUCUACUCGGGCGCCGUCGGGGAUUCCGGAACGCUCACCUACUCUACUGUCGCUCAUCCCGCGCUCACGGAUGGCACGGGCAACUAUAUCUUCCUCAGCUAUAGUCGCACUGUCACCAACGCGCAGGGCUUCCAGGUGUACGACCAGCCGCUGAUCCGUGUCGACUGGCAAUAAGUCCCAUCAGGCAGUGUUCGUUCCACUUCAUGAGGUUUUCGUCGUAUUCUACGGGGGUAGCGUCUCGUUUCGUCCGUGGCGCUUCCCUUCCCCCACAAUCUUCGUCGUCGGGAAAAACGGUAUACCCUCUGCUCGUCUAGGGAGCACUCGCAUUUCUGUGGACUUUUCUGUAUGCAUCCUCGUGCUGGUCAACAUGGAAUU
Dichomitus squalens LYAD-421 SS1 is the source of this 1428-nucleotide messenger RNA. RefSeq lists its product as uncharacterized. The transcript has 5 exons. Lineage: Eukaryota; Fungi; Basidiomycota; Agaricomycetes; Polyporales; Polyporaceae. The record is from RefSeq and is a predicted model, not a curated record. The coding region runs from base 94 to 1227 and encodes 377 amino acids.